GGUUGGUGGACGGUCGCUUACCCGGGCCUUGCAACCGUGCCGGAAUACUCAGCGGUGUUGGAAGAAGCACUCAUGUUAGGCAAUGCUAUGCCUGUUAUCCCUGGAGGAAAGCAAGGUCGAAGACAUUGUUUGAAGGACCUGGAGAACACGGCGCUGGUGGGCGCCGGAAUAUAACAGACGUGUGCUUGUCCCCCUGGCCACUUAUAGCAACCAAACUCCAAAAUACAAUUUCCUAAUUGCGGAUAUGGAAUUUUGCCCGGCAUGUAUGCGGCAAGAGCCCCGCCAACCCUCCGCCCCGAGUCUUGUGAAGUCUAGACCUAUGACCGCACCGGUGGUAGUGGCAGUGCUGCUCUUGAGGCCGACAUCACUAGCCAGGGCGACGCGAAGUAUCGCGAGAUCUGACGGCGUGCACCUGGUGCUCACUCUCACACCGAGGCACGGCCGCCAAUUUCCACGCGACAAAUUGCGGCACUGGCGACGAAAGACCGGGAAACUUGCUAGACCCCGUGCUUCAUUGAGGCUCUCCAGCAAGUGCCCGGUGCUGGUUGGCCAGGGCCACUGCUUCCUCCCCACCAGGAGCUCUUCCUGGGGUGGUGACACUGAUGACCGGCGGAAUGACCGAUCGCCAAUCAUGGUCCUUAGCCGAAUGACGGACUGCUACCCAGCGGCACGUCCCCCGCGCCCGCUCCCUCAUGUUCGGGACGAGCUCCCCGGCAGCAUAGUUUCGGCAAUGAACUGCCACGUCACCUGCGCAUCGCUCGCGCGGUUCGUAAUGGCCAGUGCAAGCCAUCAGAGACCCUCUAGAUAUCGGGCGGCGCUGGCCCGUAAUGAACGCGGUCGUGGUUGUCUGCGUUCCCGACGCCUUGGAUAGGUAACACAAUGCACGGUUCUGUCACUUCCGUGUAGCCACGCGAGCAGGCGCUAUUCCCAGCUCGCCCAUCGGGCUUAUUUUGGGAGGCAAACAUGCUCAUCCGCUUUGUCUCGCUUGCCUGGAUUGCCGCCGAUAAAUAGUAAUAAGAAAGAGUAAAAAAACAA
This is a messenger RNA of Chaetomium fimeti, 1035 nucleotides long. RefSeq lists its product as uncharacterized. Bases 245 to 871 code for a protein of 208 amino acids. NCBI's taxonomy places the organism in Eukaryota, Fungi, Ascomycota, Sordariomycetes, Sordariales, Chaetomiaceae. The transcript has a single exon. The record is from RefSeq and is a predicted model, not a curated record.